AUGUCAACAGAGCUCAGAUCAAAGGAUUUGUUAGAACUGUUCGUUAACUUUCUCUCUAGCCCUUCAUAUCCAUCUAUCUAUCUCUCUCUCUUUCUCUCUCUUUCUCUAUCUAUCUAUCUAUCUAUCUAUCUAUCUAUCUAUCUAUCUGUCUCUUUCUCUAGCAUACUGAACUUUGAAUCCCUACCAAGUGAUCUAUCUAUCUAUCUAUCUAUCUAUCUAUCUAUCUAUCUAUCUAUCUAUCUAUCUAUCUAUCCCAUUGUUUGUUCAGAUUUUGCAAGCAUAUUGUACUUUGAACCCCUGCUACGUCAUCUAUCUAUCUAUCUAUCUAUCUAUCUAUCUAUCUAUCUAUCUAUCUAUAAUAUUAAAACACUCAUUGUCUAUUCCUUUACUACCACUGCUGCUGCUGCUUCAUCUUCUUCUUCUUCUCCCCUUCCUUCCUCCUUCUUCUUCUUCUCCUCCUCCCCCUCAUUCUUUCUUUUCUUCUUCUCCCCUCUUCUUCUUCUUCUUCUUCUUCUUCUUCUUUUGGCUAUGAAUUACUGA
Messenger RNA from Acanthosepion pharaonis, 540 nucleotides. Lineage: Eukaryota; Metazoa; Mollusca; Cephalopoda; Sepiida; Sepiidae. The record is from the annotation of a GenBank genome assembly.